GUGAUGUGUGUGCCGCGCAUGCGCCGUGGCGAGGCGGGCGGCUGCCCAGUCUCGCUCGCCAGCCAGACACUUAUCAUCGGAGGUUCGGCGUGAGCGCGCCUCUUGCUCCGCAAGCCGCCGCUAAUAUUAGCAUGCGAGAGCGCGAGUCGGCUGCGAGUCGCAAUGCACGCGUCGCUCGUGACUCGUGCUGAACGCUGAAGCCGCGCGGCUCCGGGCGAGGUCGCGCAGGGCGGGCGGCGCGCGCCGGUGCGCCCCGGGCACCCUGCGAGCAAUACCACACGCACCACGUUCACUACAGGACGUGCUCCUCACUCGCGACAACACAAAUACUACAAAUCAUUUGCAAUUUCAUCAAAUCCAGAACUAUUGAGUAUUCAGUGAAGUGCUACAUCAGUCUAACGUGUCGGGACGCUCCACAUUGCCGCCGGGAGAUGAUUCACCACUGAAAUGUGAACAGUUUUUGCUUCUGUUUGACAGAUCAACGCACAUCACAACAGGUAGUGCAAUAAGAAAAUCAUCACAAUGACGGUGGUCACCAACCCAGCACGUACGAACUCAGACGAUGAGAUCGAGUCGGGGCACGAGAGCGCGGCGGGCGAGUACGCGGCCAGCGCGCUCGACAUCGAGGAGCACGCGCGCCUCUACGACGACGAGAAGCAGUCCGACAUCGUGUUCGUGGCCGGCAUCAACGGCGACACGUGGCGCUACCCCGGCCACCGGCGCGUGCUCGCCGCCACCAGCCCCGUGUUCGCCGCGCUGCUCGCCUGCAAGACCGACGUCAUCGUCGUCGACUACAUCGACCGGCGCGGCUUCGAGCAGCUCCUGCGCUACCACUACUGCGAGCCCACCCAGCUCAACUCGGUCGGCACAGCGCGCUGUGCCCUCGAUGCAGCUUACAAGUUCUUGUGUGCACCCCUUGCGGAGCGCUGCGCUCGGCGUCUAGAUGAAAUGUUAGACGCAGGAGUCGCGUUAGAGAUUUUACGCGAUUUAAGGUUCCUUUGCGCAAGAUUACCUGGAGCUGCAUCCGCACCACCAUUACCGGCACUCUCCGACGACGCAGCAGCUCGCUCACUCGCACAAUGCUCGCGCUGGUGCGACUCUCUAGCUCACAACGCACUGUUGGUGCUAGAUGACGACGCAGAUACCGCCCUGACUGAUGAACGACUAGAAGAGCUAACUUAUGAAGACUUAUCGCUAAUAGUAAAACGAGAUACAUUACGUGUGUCGAGUGAACUUGUGCUGGCCGAAGCUCUGUCGCGGUGGGCCACAGCAGCCUGCAAGCGCACCAAGCGCGAACUGACUUCAGCCAACAAGAGAGCGGCACUCGGAGAGCUCGCUUAUUGUCCGCGUUACUUGCUGCUGUCUGGAGAGGAGCUAGAUCGAGCUUUGGGCUUGGAGCUUCUGGAGCCGAUGGAGCGCGCUUUAGUGACGGCGCGCGCUCGUAAGCUGUCGGCGCCGGUGCCGGUGGGCGCGGAGCAGGAGUCGCUGCUGCGGCGCUGGGCGAGGCCGCGGCCCGUGGAGCCGGCGGCGCUGCCGGUGCAUCUGAGCCCGCGCUCCGAGCCGCCCGUGGACGAGCCGCAGCCCAGCAAGCUGUGCGCGCGCCGCCCCAAGCGCCCCAAGCAGCCGAGCUUCGCGCCAGAAGAAAAACGCAAAAAGAAAGGAUGCUGUGCAUGCUUCGGAGAAGGACUCCUACGAGCAUUCAUUUGUUUGUUCGACUGAGACAGGGAGCCUACUUAUGUGUAAGGUGGUCGUGUGGCAUUUUGACAAGUGUGGACAAAGUUAACUUUAAUAUAAAAUAAGACUUUCGACUGAGUGUUAAGUAAUGAAGUGACAAAAACUAAAAUACUUACUCAUUUUAUCUUUCCUGUCUAUCUGACUUAUUUUUCAUUGUAAAUGUUGGAUUAACUUUAUCAAAACAAAGUAUACUUUAAGUACAUACUUAUUCUAUUUAAUAAGAUUCGAUCAAUUACUUAACCACUUACGAAUAAAUAAAUUAAAUUCAAUUUGGAUAGACUUGGAGAGGUUCAAAAUGUAUAGAAUGCCAUCUUUUGUAUUUUUUUACGAAUAUAAAAUUAUAACUAUUCGUAAUAAUGUCUACCUUCGUGAGACUAUUUAGUGUUUUGUAGCAUUCUGUCAGUACUUAUGAUUUACUAUUAUGAUUCUAGUAUAAUUAUAGUCUGUUUUUUAAUCUCGUAGACUAAAUUGACACUUGCAAAAUGUCAAACUUUCUAAUAAUUUUUCUAGCUCUGUGGUGCAGUGUUGUACUUACGAUACCGGUUCGUUGAAUCGUAACUUUUUAUCUAUAAUAGACGAAUUUAAUAUUCAUUCAAAGUUUUAUAUUUAAAAUUCACGUACGUACACAUGGCUGUACGACGUGCUACAAACUGCCAGGGAUAUCUGACCACGCAAAGCCAUGCGUAAUCAUCAAGGAUAAGCCCAUUAUUUCAGGAUGACUUAUUGUAAAAAGUUACGAUUCAACGAACCGGUAUCGUAAGUACAACACUGCACCACAGAGCUAGCAAAAUUAUUAGAAAGUUUGACAUUUUGCAAGUGUCAAUUUAGUCUACGAGAUUAAAAAACAGACUAUAGACUUAUUUUAUGCAGCUGAAAAUUUGAGGUUUUGAGUAACUAUUAUGAUUAUGGAGACCAUUUCAAGUCUGUGUUCAUUUAUACUUUAUACUAGUUUGCUUAUGUGUGUGGGAAGAGAUCUUUGCUAGCUAAAUGCUAGGACGAAUAGUUCAAUAUAAACGCGAAGCCGCGUGUUCGUGUAGUAGAAUGUGUAUGUUGUGAUAUUUAUAUUAUUUUUAAUUAAUCACGUUAAUUUUACAUGUUUAUUAUGAUUACAUAUCAAAUUGUUUAACAAUUUGCAUUUAUCAACAUUUGGUGAUAUGAAUUGGUGCACAAAUUGUCAUUGUUUAGUUACGUUUCAAUUAGUUGUUAUUUACUAUAUUUUGUUGCAUUUAUUGACAAUUGUGUGCAAGAUAUUUCAAGAGGUUAUCUAAAGAUAAUACCUUCGCGUAUCAAUGCAGUUUACUGCUGACAAUAAUUUUAAGUAAAUGUAGCCAAAACAUUCGAAGAAUUUAACGCCAAAAUUGUCUUAAAGUUGUAGUUACCUAUCUCAAACUAAAUCUAGAUCCUCUAUGAGUUUGUUCAACAAGUUAGUUUUUAGGUAACCUCUGACAAUCGAGUAGCUUUGCUUAGUAAUAUUUAGACGAAUUGUUUAGUGUAAUUCUUCCAUAAUUUAGUGAAAUAGUCACCUAAAUAUUCACUAGUCGUAUACAAAGUACAUUGAUUGUCAAAGAUUUUUUGUGUAUAAGAUUUUUUUGAAGAAACGUUCGCAGAACGUAUUACUUUUGUAAUGUACCUACUUAGCUUCAAUUGUAAUCAAUUGUACGUAAAUUGUGCCAUAUCGGAUGUGGCUAUAUAAACAUAAAAUAGAAAUGAUUUUGGUGUCUUCAAUCAUACUUGGAUUAUAGAGAGUCACUCUCCAUUCAUUGAGUCUUAGCAAAUUAAAUAAAAAAGCUUUUUAUGUAAUUAAAUUACUUAUUCAAUGUAUGUCCGUGACGUUUUAAACGAAUAUUAAUGUGAAAUGAGAUUAUAAUAGAGAUUUUUUCGCAAAAUAUUGUAUAAAUUAAUUUAUUGUAAUCAUGAAAUAUGUGUUCGGCUCAGAGCUGUCAAACAAGGAAACCCAUCCUGAGACAAAUAUAUGAUGUUAAAAUAUUA
Messenger RNA from Helicoverpa armigera (cotton bollworm), 3723 nucleotides. RefSeq names its product BTB/POZ domain-containing protein 6-B (gene axed). Gene Ontology annotation, cellular component: cytosol. Lineage: Eukaryota; Metazoa; Arthropoda; Insecta; Lepidoptera; Noctuidae. The transcript is spliced from 2 exons. The coding region runs from base 523 to 1719 and encodes 398 amino acids. Gene Ontology annotation, molecular function: protein binding. Gene Ontology annotation, biological process: neurogenesis. The record is from RefSeq and is a predicted model, not a curated record.